Molecule: messenger RNA, 564 nt
Organism: Penicillium paradoxum
Lineage: Eukaryota; Fungi; Ascomycota; Eurotiomycetes; Eurotiales; Aspergillaceae
Product: carboxymuconolactone decarboxylase family protein
Exons: 1
Coding region: 1-564 (187 amino acids)
Molecular function (GO): peroxiredoxin activity
Source: RefSeq, a predicted model, not a curated record
AUGCGUCUUCCGUACGUUGCAGACCCCACACCGACCAGCACACCGGACGAGGCCCGCAUCCUCGCCAGUGUCCAAGCCCGCCGGGCCCCAAACCCGCUUCUGCCUCUCGACCUAGCCUUAUUGCACUCAUUCCCCGUGGCAGAGGGUUGGAACUCAUUCAUUGGAGCCAUUCGCACCCGGACGACUCUUUCAACUGUCGUCCGCGAACUGGCUAUCUGCCGCGUUGCGGUGGUCAACGGCGCCUUGUUCGAGUGGGAACAGCAUGCCCCCCUUCUGAAAGAAGGUGGAUUGAGCGAGGAGGCAUUGAAGUUUAUUGGAGAUGCUCAGGCAGACUUCUCGAGCGAGGCUGCGUCAUCGGUCUUGAGUGCUGAUCAGAGAGCUGUGCUGAAGUAUACCGAUGCUAUGACUAAGACGGUUACGGUGCCUGAUGAGGUCUUCGCGGAGGUGAGGGGCUGCUUUGAUGAACGGGAGGUUGUGGAAAUCACGGCCACUAUUGCAGCUUAUAACUGCGUUAGUCGGUUCUUGGUGGCUUUGGAUGUUGGUGAGAAGAACCACCUGCACUGA